Entelurus aequoreus (snake pipefish) is the source of this 4426-nucleotide messenger RNA. RefSeq names its product inverted formin 2 (gene inf2). The coding region runs from base 222 to 4061 and encodes 1279 amino acids. Gene Ontology annotation, biological process: actin cytoskeleton organization. The record is from RefSeq and is a predicted model, not a curated record. The transcript has 23 exons. Gene Ontology annotation, molecular function: small GTPase binding; actin binding. Lineage: Eukaryota; Metazoa; Chordata; Actinopteri; Syngnathiformes; Syngnathidae.
AGUGGAGCGCCUGUGGUGGUGACGAUUUAAUAGGCACACAAAUACACACCCACUGGGCUCGACUUGCCUCGCAAAUGCUUUAAUUUUCAGGAGGUCCAUGCAUCAUUUUAGGCGACGUCAAAGGCAGGCAGGAUGCCAUCCGGUGCCUCUCCCAUCUGAAACACACACAAGGACGCGAUUCUUCCAAGUGGACAGCUAGAACAAAACCAGGUGCAUUAACAAUGUUUACAGGGCUCUCAGACGUGAAGAAGAAGUGGGCAGCAGUUCGGGGUCGCCUGGGCUCCUCUCAGGACUCGGACUCCCAGCAGGAAGCCAACCUAGAGAGUGCAGAUCCGGAGCUCUGCAUCCGACUGCUCCAGGUCCCCACCGUGGUCAACUAUUCCGGCCUGAAGCGUCGCCUGGACAACAGCGACCAGUCAUGGAUGGUCCAGUUCCUGGAGCUCAGUGGCUUGGAUCUUCUCCUGGAGGCCCUGGACAGGCUGUCUGGGAGGGGUUGCUCCCGCAUCGCAGACGCCCUCCUGCAGCUCACCUGCGUCAACUGCGUCCGUGCAGUCAUGAACUCAUCAGCCGGGAUUCACUUCAUCAUAGAGAAUGAGGGAUACAUCCGGAAGCUCUCCCAAGCCUUGGACACCUCCAACACCAUGGUGAAGAUGCAGGUGUUUGAGCUACUUGCAGCUCUCAGCAUGUUCUCUACAGAUGGUCAUCGCCUUGCUCUGGAUGCACUAGACCACUACAAGGGAGUGAAGACACAGCAGUAUCGCUUGAGCGUGAUCCUGAACGAGCUACAGGAAACAGACAACGUACCUUACAUGGUCACGCUCCUCAGUGUCAUCAACGCACUCAUCUUUGGCUCCGAUGACCUCAUGCAGAGAGAUAAGAUGAGAAAGGAGUUUAUCGGGCUUCAGCUUCUUGACAUUCUGCCAAAAUUAAGAGAACAGGAGGAUGAAGACUUGAUUAUUCAAUGUGAAGCGUUUGUAGAGGCAAUGGCUGAAGAUGAGGAGGAGCUGCUGCGAAUGAACGGUGGCAUCGACAUGAGCAAUCACCUAGAGGUCUUCACCACUCUCUUCAACAAGGUGAGCAGCUCCCCAGCUUCCCUCCAGCUGCUAUCCAUUCUGCAGACGCUUCUCCUGCUGGGGCCAAGCCGCUCUGAUAUCUGGCUUGCCCUGGAGGCCAUCACAAACCGAGCCAUUUUGUUGGCCCAAGACUCUCAGAUGGGGUGCUUUGAGAAGAUCAUGGAGCGCCUGACGUUCUGCAAGGGCAAGAGCUGUGAGAGACGUGACGAAGUGGACGGUCAGACAGUCAGGGUAGACAAGGCUGUGCAGACUGGUCAUGAGGAACAAAACCAACUGAAUAAACGUUCGGUGUCAUUUCGGAAGUCACUAGUUGCUGCUCCACCUCUUCCAAGUUUGAACUGGCCCCGAGGUUCUAUACAGUGUCCACCACCUGCACCACCCCCUCCUCCUCUACUUCCUGGAAUACUUGGUGGGCCUCCACCACCCCCACCCUUACCUGGUAUGGUGCCUCCACCACCACCUCCACCAUUAUAUUGCGGUCCAGGUAUGGCUGCCCCACCGCCUCCACCACCCCUGCCCGGCAUGAGCAACGGACCACCGCCUCCACCACCCUUGACCGGCAUGAGCAACGGACCACCGCCUCCACCACCCCUGCCCGGCAUGAGCAACGGACCACCGCCACCACCUCCCCUAUUUGGCAUGCUACCCCCUCCACCACCACCCUCAGGUCUGAUCGUGGCUCAGAGCAGCUAUGCAUUGGGCUGCAGCACACCUGCAAAUGCGAGCCGAUGUCCCACUCUGAGGAUGAAAAAGCUCAAUUGGCAAAAGCUCCGAUCUGUUGCUGAUGGUCACUCCAUGUGGGCUUCUGUUCAGAAAGAGCCUUCUCCUCACGAGCCGGACUAUAGCAGUAUCGAGCAGCUGUUCUGUCUCCCGGUGACCGAGCACAAAGACAAGGGGGCAGCUGCUCCUGUCAAGAAGGAGCCUAAAGAGAUAUCUUUCAUUGAUCCCAAGAAAAACUUGAAUCUCAACAUAUUCCUGAAGCAGUUCAAAUGCUCAAAUGAGGACUUUGUGGCGAUGAUUCAGAAAGGUGACAGAAGCAGGUUCGAUGUGGAGGUGCUAAAGCAGCUCCUAAAGCUCCUGCCAGAGAAACAUGAGAUUGAAAAUUUGAAGUCUUUCCAAGGAGAGAAGGAGAAGCUUGCGAAUGUCGAUCGUUUCUUCACAUCGCUCCUUACUGUCCAGUGUUAUCAUCUAAGGAUUGAGUGCAUGUUGUUGUGUGAGGAGACUGUGUCAGUUUUGGACAUGCUCCAACCUAAAGCCAAGCUGGUGGAGGAAGCCUGUCACUCUCUCAGGACGAGCACGCUCGUGCCCACUUUCUGCAGGCUCAUUCUUGACGUGGGCAAUUUUCUCAACUAUGGAAGUCACACAGGGAACGCCGAGGGGUUUAAGAUCAGCUCGCUUCUCAAGCUUACAGAGACCAAGGCCAACAAGAGCCGCAUUACAUUACUUCAUCACAUUCUAGAGGAAGCAGAAGUGAGCCAUCCAGAGCUGUUGGAAUUACCAGGGGACAUUGAGAGCUGUGAAAAGGCUGCAGGGGUGAAUCUGGAAUCUAUCCAGUCUGAAGCCAACGCCUUACUGAAACGACUGAAUGAGACAGCCAAGAAAGUCUCCAACUCUGUGGAGGAGUUGAAGGAGCAAUAUGCAAAAGUUCUCGAGGAAAAUCUGGAGUCUUGUCGAGCUUUGAGUGAAAGGUUCGCUAACAUCGACAAGAAGAAGAGUGAACUCGCUGUCUACUUGUGCGAAGAUGCAAAUCAGCUGUCGCUAGAAGAACUUUUUGGAACGAUCAAGACUUUCCGAGGACUUUUCAUCAAGGCGCUGAAGGACAAUAAGACCAGAAAAGAGCUGGCAGCCAAGGCUGAGAAGAGAAAGCAACAACUGGCAGAGGAAGAAUCCAAGAGACAGAGAGGAGCGGAUGGAAAAAUAAUCAAAAAAGGCUUUGUGCCACAGGACGACGGCUGCAUAAUCGACCACUUGCUGGCAGACAUCAGGAAAGGUUUCAGCCUAAGAAAGACUAGGCCAAGGUGCGAUUCGGAAAGCCCCCACUCUAGUGAAAUGCGUAGGGAUACCCGCGCACCUGGGUCAAGUGUGAAGCCUGCAGGCGAAGAAGUCGCAGACAUAGCCAGCAUUUCCGCCUCCACCACACCUCCAACAGGGGAUCACCAAGAGAGGCCAGGCGAGGUGAACGGCUUCAUCAAUCAGCCAGGAGAGACUCCUUCGCCGUCUCAGGUUGCUACACCCGACCAAACCCCAGGACAAGCAGCCAAGACAACACCGGCACCCCCGGAAAGGCCGAGGUCGCUACAGGAGGGUCUCAGCUCGACGACGCCUGCAGUAACGCAAACUAACCCUCGGGCGGAUCAUCAGCCGCUUCUUCUCACGGAUGGUGCAGUAACGCAAACUAACCCUCGGGCGGAUCAUCAGCCGCUUCUUCUCACGGAUGGUGCAGUAACGCAAACUAACCCUCGGGCGGAUCAUCAGCCGCUUCUUCUCACGGAUGGUUUUUCAGUAGAUUCAACUGAAACCACUGUCUUCAGCCCAUCCUCCAUGUCAGACACUGACCUAACAGAGGCUGUAUUAGAUGGAACUGACAGUUUGGCACCUGAGAAAUUACCACCUGAGGAGCCAGUAGAUACUACUGUGAAUGUUGACCUCACAGGAAGCAGACAAGCCAAUGAAAGAAAGGACAGUGAAACGAGUGGAGGACAAAAGUUCGAUCAUGAGUCGACCGUUGCAAAAACACCCAUGCAGGAUGAAGUUGUGGGCAGAACGCGCUCCAAAAGCAAGGAGAAGACUCUUAAUGAGAGCAUCUUGGGGUGUGAUUUCAAGGUAGUUGAAACAGAAGAGGUGCCAGCGGCGUCUGAGGACGUGACAUCUUCACGUAAGGCCAACCCAAAGAAACUGCCAAGCGUCUGUAAACGCAACAAAAAGAAGAGUCCAGGUAACAGUGGGAAAGGACACAUUAAACCUAAAAAGGGCUGUGUGUUGCAGUGAGGUGAGCCCAGAAAAAGAAGCUCCAGAGGAAAAAGAAGAAAUUGAUGUAACAGAGUAUAUAUUUUAUUUUGUGAAGCCUCCUGAAGAUUGUUUCUAAACUAAAUUAAUCCAAAACUGGUAUUUUAGACAGCAUUUUGGAUGUCAAUGUGUCAAUGUAAAUUAACUUCCAAAAGACUUGGACAAUGUGCUUUAAAUGUUUAUUUUGUAUAAAUGUGUUGCUUUAAAUGAUAUCAGCUACUGAAUAGAAAAUAUUGGAUAUCACCUUUUGAAACAGUUGGAUCUUAAUAUAUAAUCGCAUUAUCUAAUAGAGUAUACUGGAUUGUAACUUUUAAUGUUUAAGCUAUUUUAAUAAACGUCAACAUGGA